UAAUUAAUGUGGGUGGGCUGAGAGAAACACAACGACUGUUUAUCAUAGACAAUUUAUUUUCCAGCGCUAAGUCAACAUAAAGCAGCAAACGUGCAACAAUUAACAUUGCUGGACUGGUGCAGGAGAGCCAGACUGACUGAGUGACUCUCAGGCCUCGGCGCAGCAUCUCUAUGGACCGCGGCUCGAGGAGAUCUGAACCGGUGCGCAUUUAACGGGACUCAACAUGAACCUGUACCACAGCCGGGUAGCGCAGGGACCAGCGGCUCUCAGCCUCACCAACUCGUCCCUCAUCUAUCUGUAUGGUGGAGAGGUGGGAGGCGUGAUACCGGCGCUGGGACUCGCCUCAGCCCGACAGGAGCCUCCCCAGAAGCCUCCGUACAGCUACAUCGCGCUCAUCGCCAUGGCCAUCAAGAGCGCACCAGGCAAACGCGCCACGCUGAGCGGCAUCUACCAGUUCAUUAUGGACCGCUUUCCGUUUUAUCACGACAACAAGCAGGGCUGGCAGAACUCCAUCCGACACAACCUGUCACUCAACGACUGCUUCAUCAAGGUGCCCAGGGAGAAAGGGCGCCCGGGCAAGGGCAGCUACUGGACUCUAGACCCCAAGUGUCUGGACAUGUUUGAGAACGGCAACUACAGGAGGAGGAAAAGGAAGUCCAAACUGCAGGAGACGAGCGAAGCUAAACCGAGCCACAAACGAAGCCGGGGUCCGAGUCCUCUGGCUCCGGGAAGCACCAAACUUUCCGCAGGGACGCACUUAGUGAAAGACGGGACCCUGAGUAGUGAAAAGGCGCUGGCGGAAAUGGUAAUUCAGCACAAAGACCAAGAGCAUCCACCUCGAGGACAUCUGAGCAACCCGCCGCCCAGCUCCCUGAAACACUGUCGUGGCGCACAUCCGGCCAGCGCGCGUGCCCGCUCCCCAGCCGAGGAGCACAGCGCGUCUCCGCCGAAGCCCACACACCAGUCAGAACUGCACUCUCCACAGGUGCGCCAAAUGCACACUGGGAAUUCGACGGGCGCUGAAAGCACCGCCGGCACUCCGGCUCUGGGUUCCGCGCAACUUCGCGACGCUCUUCCAAAGCGAGACACCAAAGACCUAACGGACGGCAAGAAGACUUCGGACAAAUCGAAAGAAUUUAGCAUAGACAGCAUUUUAGCGAAAAAGGUGAACCGGCUCCAGCGUAGGUGCAGCUGCGGAGGCUCCGAGUCUGCGUGUCUGGAAACGCGUCACCGCGCGCUCGCGUCAGCGCUACUUCCGGCUGCGCACGCGCCGCACCUCUAUCCCCGAGCCUACCCGCUGUGCUCCUAUAUGUCCCUGGCGUGGCCCGAAACCCUGCUCCAGUACUGCGAGAAGAGUGGUGAGAAAUUAGUCUGAUGACUGAUAUAUCGAUACCGGGACACGUUACUGAGGCAGCAAACUCAAAUCUAUAGCAGUUGUUCUAAACUCCAGUAGCAGGGAAUCACUGCAGUGCACAGACUCAAGCUUUCUCAACUACCAACACACCUGAUCCAGCUGAUGAAGGCUGCUGAAGAAGCUCUGAUAGCAUACACAGAUCUGUUUUAAUAACUGGAUAUGGUAAAAUCCCCAGCGUUGAAUAAAAUCUGUUGUUAAAAAGUCUUAGAACUCAUAAAGUAUUACAUUUACAUAAAUUAACAGACAAUGAACUAACAUGCACACUUAUGAAUUAGGAUCUACAGUGUUUCAUUAACUCUUACACUGUUCAUCUGGGUCCAAGUUGAUCAUCUUCCAAUAACUGAAUGUUAUUGGAUGUUCUGAAGUGUUUUAUAGCGCUUAUACCACAGCAAUUAGCCAAGAAUUACAAUUUAUAAUUGAUUAAGGAAGGACACUUCAUACUUUUAACCUUUUAUAGUUACAUGUAAUUGUGUGGAACAUUAGUUCCUGCUAUGCUAGACCAGUUAUAAACAGUCACUCCCUCACCAGCCUCUAUUUUUUUUCUCUCUCUCUCUUGAAAACAAAAAAAAAAUGCAGCUGUGAGGCAGUGUUAUGGAGAAACCAGAAAGACUUUCCCAUGGCAGAAAACUUGCUGACUGUUACAACACACUGACACGCAAGACUCCUUCUAUAAAUGCUAAAUAAAUGUCUUUAUAUAAUAUACCUAUAUAUAUAUCCUUGCUAAAUAACAACACACACUUAAAUCAGUUUAUUAUCAGCCUUAGAUUAUGUGGUUCCUGAGUUAUUAUGUGAAUGAGUUAUUAAUAUAGAAACAAUAAUAUAAUAAUACAGUAUGACUUUUGACACUAUUGUCAAAGCCAUGCUGUUAUAGAAAAUUAAUCAACACCUUCUGACCAAUCAGAAUUGAGAAUUCUGUGGCAGUGCUGCAGUAUAAGACACAAUAACCACUUUAGGGCUUAUUUCAAUAACUUUAAUAACUGCCAUGACAUUAUUAUUAUUAUUAUUAUUAUUAUUAUUAUUAUUAUUAUUAUUAUUGUUGUUGUUGUUGUUGUUGUUUGGCACAACUUGGGUGGCCCACUUCAAAGGUUCACAUAAGGCUGACAGUAGUUAACUCGGUUGAUGUAUUACCCAUAGAGAGCUGCGCCAUGCAAACCCUCAUGGAUGUUGCUGUUUUAAUGUAAAUAUUUAUUUGAGCUCUGAUUUUAUUACGUUCCUUUCAGUGCUUGUAAAAAGAAUACAAGAUAAAUUACAAAUUGUAUCAUGUUGUUGCUUUUCUUCGCUCCUUAAGUACCUCAUGGAUGCAAAUAGCUGGGAACAUUUUUGAGGAAAAACAUAACAGGAGUAAAUGAGUUGAAUGUUUGUGGAACAAAAUCUGAGAUUCAAUAAA
This is a messenger RNA of Pangasianodon hypophthalmus (striped catfish), 2801 nucleotides long. RefSeq names its product forkhead box L1 (gene foxl1). Gene Ontology annotation, biological process: anatomical structure morphogenesis; cell differentiation; regulation of transcription by RNA polymerase II. Bases 224 to 1375 code for a protein of 383 amino acids. Lineage: Eukaryota; Metazoa; Chordata; Actinopteri; Siluriformes; Pangasiidae. The record is from RefSeq and is a predicted model, not a curated record. Gene Ontology annotation, molecular function: RNA polymerase II cis-regulatory region sequence-specific DNA binding; DNA-binding transcription factor activity, RNA polymerase II-specific. The transcript has a single exon.